Messenger RNA from Didymodactylos carnosus, 2793 nucleotides. The record is from the annotation of a GenBank genome assembly. Lineage: Eukaryota; Metazoa; Rotifera; Eurotatoria; Philodinida; Philodinidae.
AUGUCAUUAACCUUCCUCACAAGAAUUGACUCCGGCUUCGAUAAUUCCAACCAAACUGCAUGUGAAGCACGUGGUUGUAUCUGGGAUUCCAGCGUUGCAAAUUCCACAUCCGGCAUUGUUACCUGUUACGUACCGAAAUCAAAAGGUCCCAUCACAAGUAAAAAUGGAAAGAAUACAGAUGCUACCAGUGAUGAAUUUUCAUUAUUCAACAAUGAUAUAGAGCAGCUGAAUGUUUUGUUAACAGUGAGUGGUACAAACAUGGUAAGAAUGACAAUAACAGAUGCUAACACGGACAAUCAACGUUAUGAAGUACCUGUUCCAAUAACAUGGAGUGCCACAACUAGCCAGUCACAACAGCAGAAUCUUCGUUUUGAACUAACCCAAACUCAGUACAAUCAAACUGGUUUACGUGUGAGACGACAGACGGGCAGUAAGAGCUCUGACAAUGAUCCAAUUUUAUUUGAUACAACUUAUUUUGCCGAAGGACUUAUCUACGAUAAUCAGUUUCUACAGAUAAUUACAACAUUUCCAUCGAACAAUGUUUACGGCUUUGGUGAGAAUACGCACCCAUCAUUUCGACACAAUUUGACCGAUGGUAUUCGUUACGGGAUUUUUGCACGUGAUCAACUACCACUGGGUCAGAAUGAAAAUCUCUAUGGUACACAUCCGUUUUACAUGUGUAUUGAAAACGAUGGUAAUGCCUUCGGUGUUUUGAUAUUCAACUCAAAUGCCCAAGAUUACGAAUUUUCACAGUUCAAUGCUACGAAAGCUCUACUAACCUACCGUACAAUUGGUGGUAUCCUGGAUCUCUUCUUUUUUGCUGGACCAACGCCGGAAGAAGUAAUACAGCAGUAUCAAAUGGUUAUCGGGCAACCUUACAUGCCACCGUAUUGGGGUUUGGGAUUUCAGCUCUGUCGUUUCGGUUAUAAUUCCUUAACUAAUAUGAUGGCUGCAUGGAAUCGUACAAUUUCAAAUGGGAUUCCGCUGGAUGUGCAGUGGGGCGAUAUCGAUACCUUUGACAAUCAAAGAGAUUUCACGUACGAUCCAGUGAAUUAUGCCGGCUUGCCCCAGUUUAUUGAUCAUUUGCACGAUAUCGGAAUGAAAUUCGUUACGAUCUUAGAUCCAGCUAUAGAUUCACAACAUCCGAACUACAGUGCUUUCGUACUUGGAGAACAACAUAAUAUCUGGAUUAAAUGGCCGGUAAAUGAAAAUCUGCAAUUUAAUGAAACUGGAAACCAGAAUAUGUUAGGAAAUGUGUGGCCGCCAGGUAAAGUUGUAUUUCCUGACUUCUUCUACCCUCCUACGAAAUCAUGGUGGUUGAACCAGAUUGUAACAUGGCACAAUACACUAAAUUUCGAUGCAAUUUGGAUCGAUAUGAAUGAACCAUCAAACUUCGACACAAACCUGAUUCAGCAGUGGAACUUACACUGCCCAACUGAUGAACAGUGGGAUGUACCACCCUACCACCCUGCGAUCUGGGGUUCUGUGAUGUCAGACAAAACCAUCUGUAUGCUAGCACUGCAAACAGACGGUAACACAACGUAUCGUCACUACGAUAUCCACAAUCUCUUUGGUUGGUCGCAAACUGUAGCUACACUGCUGGCGGCUCGAGCUUUGUCUCUAGGACGACGUUCAUUCGUCGUAAGUCGUUCAACGUUUCCAUCCUCCGGCGUGUACGCAGGUCACUGGACCGGUGAUAACUCAGCUCUGUGGCCGUUCGUCAAGUACAAUAUUAUCGGCUUGUUGGAAUUCAACUUAUUUGGAAUACCCUACAUUGGUGCUGAUAUCUGCGGUUUCAAUUUAAAUACGACGGAGGAGUUGUGUCAACGAUGGAUGCAGUUAGGUGCAUUCAAUCCGUUCUUUCGUAACCACAAUUCCAAUGGACUGAUUGAUCAAGAUCCCGGUGUCUUCUCACCUUCAGUCGUCGCUAGUAAUCGUAAAGCUGUAAUCUUACGUUACACGUUGAUCCCGUAUCUGUACACUUUGUUCUACAACGUCCAUGUCAACGGUGGCACAGUCGUUCGUUCAAUGGCACAUGAGUAUUCUCAGGAUUCAAACUGUUGGGGUUUAGAUGAACAAUUUCUUUGGGGUUCAUCUCUGCUGAUUGCACCGGUGAUCUAUGAAAAUCAAACUAUGAAGAAUUUGUAUUUACCACCGUCACCAGUACGAUGGUACGAUUACUAUACGGGACAGGAACAGACAAAGCUGGGAAAUAUUACGGUAGACGCACCGCUGGAUUAUAUACCGCUGUUUGUCAAAGGUGGCUCAAUAAUUCCAACACAACAGUAUGCUCUGAACACAAAUCUCUCGCGUCAGAAUCCAGUGUCGUUGCUCAUAGCAUUAGACCAGAAUCAAACAGCUAGCGGAAGUCUAUUCUGGGAUGACGGCGACUCAGUUGAUACUUAUGUAAAUCAAAAUUACAACUUGUUUCAGUUCAGUUAUACGAGUAACAGCACAAUUACAAUCACAGCAGUAGCCUAUUACUACCAAACACCAUUAGUACUGGGUCAAAUCCAAGUCUAUGGUUUAGCUGCACAGCCCACACAGGUUAUGCUGAUGGAGAGUAAUUCAACUGCGAUAAAUAUGAUGUGGAAUGCAACUUCAAAUGUACUACAGAUCAGUGACAUAGCUUUAAGUAUAACUGCAACAACACGCACACUGAUGGUUUCCUAUGACAACAUUACUACCAUCACAGGUACUAUGACUACAACAACGACGACUCAAGCAUCAUCAGCCGUAGGUACAGCCAAAAAAACAAUCUUAACGUUUGUUUAUUCAUUACGUAAGCAAUAG